AUGUCUGUCCGACUUGCCGGCACUGCUCUCCGCGAGAUUCGCAUCCAUGUGUGCCAGAAGAGCCCCGCCUCGGCCGGCGUGCGCGCUUUCAUCGAAAACGACUAUGUUGCCAUCAAAAAGGCCAAUCCGCAGUUCCCAAUUUUGAUUCGUGAGGCGUCCGGCAUUGUGCCAAGGUCUGAAAAUGCCGUAAACUCCAACAAACGCUGGAACUUUCAGAGUUUUUGCGAGAUACGAGCACGGCAUCGAGAGAGUCGCCACUCUGGAGGACUUGUCGAGAGAUGUGGUAUGUUUUCGGUUUAAAAUUAUUCAAAAAACCAAUUUUCAGGUCAAAUCCACGAUUGCCAAGCUAGCUGCUCAACAAUAG
Molecule: messenger RNA, 364 nt
Organism: Caenorhabditis sp. 36 PRJEB53466
Lineage: Eukaryota; Metazoa; Nematoda; Chromadorea; Rhabditida; Rhabditidae
Source: the annotation of a GenBank genome assembly